AUGCAACAAGGAUUCCUAAAAAAGUAUUAUCGAAUUGGUAAAACCAAUAGCAUAAGACAAGCCAUUACUAGUUUUGCUCAACUUGAUGGCGAGGAAUUUUAUGAGAGUUGGGCACGUUUGAAGGAAAUGCUUAGGAAGUGUCCCCAUCACGCAGUCCCUAGGUGGCAAUUAGUUCGUAGUUUCUAUGAUAGACUAACCGAGAGGCAUAGGAAUAUGGUAGACACCUCUUGUGGAGGAACAUUGAUGCACAAGGACAAGAAUAAGUUAUGGCAACUCUUCGAGACCUUAAGUGAAAAUUCAAUGCACCACAUUUCUGCGUCUAGAAUGCCUAUCUCAGGGCAGCCAUCCAAGAAGGGUGGCGUGUAUGAGGUGUCACGGUUAGAUGGCAUUAGUUCCAAGCUAGAGGGUAGAGAAGAGGAAAGUCUAUGUAGGGAUCAAGCCAAAGAGAGUGAGAGUGAGCCACUUGUAGAGUCAAGUGUUCAGAGACCAGGUAAGGAAAAAGUUGGGGAGAAUGAACCAUCCCCUGCAUCGUACAUACUGAGAGCACCCUUUCCUCAGUGCUUAAAGCCCCCAAAUGUUCCCACUACUAGGAAAAGCGCUAAGAUGGAGGAAAAGAUUGAGUUGUUUAAACAAGUGCAGAUUAACAUUCCACUCUUAGAUGCCAUUAAGCAAGUACCUACUUAUGCCAAAUUCCUCAAAGACUUGUGCACGCAAAAGAGGAAAAUGAAUCUCACACACCUAAGACUGUACAUUUACCAGAAAAUGUAAGUGCAGUUGUCUCAAACCGAGAAUGUUAAACCGGUCUAUGAAGCUCAAAGAAGGUUAAACCCGAACAUGAAGGAGGUGGUGAAGAAAGAAGUGAUCAAAUGGCUUGAUGCGGGUAUCAUCUACCCUAUAACCGAUAGCCAAUGGAUGAGUCCAACCCAUGUUAUAACUAAGAAGAGUGGCCUCAUCGUUGUUGAAAAUAAAAAAGGUGAGCGAAUUCCUACCUAUACUCCCACAGGAUGGAGAGUUUGCAUUGACUAUAGGAAGCUCAACCUAGCCACUAGGAAAGAUCAUUUCCCGCUCCCAUUUAUUGACCAAAUCCUAGAAAAACUUGUAGGGCAAGCUUUCUAUUGUUUUCUGGAUGGCUAUUCUGGAUAUAACCAAGUACCAGUUGCCCCCAAAGACCAGGAAAAGACCACGUUCACAUGUCCUUUUGGUACGUUUUCCUUUCGUCAUAUGCCCUUUGGGUUAUGCAAUGCACCGACAACGUUUCAAAGGUGCAUGUUAUCGAUAUUUUCUGACAUGGUGGGUCAAUUCCUUGAAGUCUUCAUGGAUGAUUUUUCUGUGUUUGCUGCCUCUUUUGAUGAUUGUCUUGAAAAACUUGAGUUGGUGUUGAAACGCUGUAAAGAGACAAAUCUUGUUCUUAGUUGGGAAAAGAGUCAUUUCAUGGUUCAAGAGGGAAUUGUCUUAGGUCAUUUAGUUUCCAAGGAGGGGAUAGCAGUGGAUAAGGCAAAGGUAGAGUUGAUUUCUCAACUAUCACCGCCUUCGUCAGUCAAACAAAUUAGAUAUUUCCUAGGCCAUGCAAGAUUUUAUAGGCGUUUCAUCCUGAAUUUUAGCAAGAUCUCCAAGCCUUUGUGUGAUUUGCUUACUAAAGAUGUGCCAUUUGUUUUUUUAGACUCUUGUAUGAUUGCCUUUACCAUUUUGAAGGAAGCGUUGACCACAGCACCCAUCAUGCAACCUCUUGAUUGGAACCUAACUUUUGAAGUGUUGUGUGAUGCAUUGGACUAUGCCAUUGGUGCAGUCCUUGGCCAACGGGAGAAUAAAAAGCCCGUUGUAAUCUAUUAUGCAAGCAAGACCCUCUCCAAUGCUCAAUGUAAUUACACCACUACGGAGAAAGAGUUGCUUGCAGUAGUGUUUUCCCUUGAUAAGUUCCGGUCUUAUCUUCUUGGGUCUAGGAUAGUUGUCUUUACAGACCAUGUUGCAGUUAGGUAUUUGUUAGCCAAGAAAGACACUAAGCCUAGACUAAUUCGAUGGAUUUUGUUGUUGUAAGAGUUUGAUCUAGAAAUCAAAGAUAAAAAGGGUAGCGAUAAUGUGGUCGUUGACCACUUGUCUAGACUCUUUACAGAGUAUGUCCCUAGUCAAUGUUUGAAUGAAUCUUUCCCAGAUGAGCAACUGUUUGCGAUAUCCUAAUCCAAAGCACCUUGGUAUGCCCAUAUAGUCAAUUACUUGGCCGUUGGACAAUUACCAUUAGGGUGGACCAAAACUUAGAAAGAUCAUUUCUUUGCAACCAUCAAGCAUUAUUUUUGGGAAGGCCUAGACCUUUUCAGGGUGUGUGCAAACCAAAUAGGUAGGAGAUGUGUUCCCGACCACAAGUUUGCCACACCUUAUGACCCUCAAACUAGUGGACAAUUGGAACGUGCUAAUAGGGAAAUUAAGACUAUCUUAGAGAAAAUGGUACGGCCCGAUCGUAAGGAUUGGUCAAUGUGUCUGAAUGAUGCACUUUGGGCCUAUCGAACUGCAUAUCGUACCCCUAUUGGCAUGUCCCCUUAUCGGUUAGUUUUUGGGAAAACAUGUCAUUUACUUGUAGAACUUGAACAUAGAGCAUAUUGGGCCACAAGGAAAUUCAAUUUUGAUAUGACCACGGCCAGUGACCAUAGGAAACUCCAACUUUUGGAGUUAGAUGAGCUAAGACACGAAGCUUAUGAGAACUCUUGUAUCUCUAAAGAGAAGACUAAAGCUUUUCACGGUAAACACAUUGUUAGGAAGUCAUUCUCUCCUAAUCAAAAAGUGUGGCUCUUUAACUCUAAGCUUCGCCUCUUUCCGGGGAAGCUUCGGUCACGAUGGUAUGACCCUUUUAUUUUUCUUAAUGUUUUCCCUCACGAAGCUGUUGAAAUCCGAAACCCAAAAACGGGACAAGUUUUUAAGGUGAAUGGCCAAAGACUUAAACUUUAUGCUGAUGGCAUUAAUGAUGGAGAGGUGAUUGAGGAGUGUUCUUUCUUAAAACCACAUUAG
Pistacia vera is the source of this 2997-nucleotide messenger RNA. RefSeq lists its product as uncharacterized. The record is from RefSeq and is a predicted model, not a curated record. Lineage: Eukaryota; Viridiplantae; Streptophyta; Magnoliopsida; Sapindales; Anacardiaceae. Gene Ontology annotation, molecular function: nucleic acid binding. Gene Ontology annotation, biological process: DNA integration.